Molecule: messenger RNA, 735 nt
Organism: Odontomachus brunneus
Lineage: Eukaryota; Metazoa; Arthropoda; Insecta; Hymenoptera; Formicidae
Exons: 3
Coding region: 12-341 (109 amino acids)
Source: RefSeq, a predicted model, not a curated record
CGAGCAACAUAAUGUGCUACCAUGUCGAGAUCACGAAGCGAGGGAAGUGCAAUACCUUGUUCAACAGCGACAGCGACGGCAUCGCCGUCGCCAUCGAUGGCCAAAGGGUCUGGAAGGACCAAAAAACGGGAGCAGAGAAUGACAAGUGCUAUGCAGCAGAGGACGAGGCCACGCGCAGAGGAGGAGCUCUUGCCAUCGAGGGACUUCAGGAUACCAAAAAAUUUGACCACAAGCGGCCGGAGACCGUUGACCGUUGUGCAAUAUACAUGCAGAAGGGAAUGCAGGAAGAAACACGGGGACUGAGGAGGAACGGGAAACUCGGAUGCUGCGCAAGACAAUAAACGAAGCAGUGCGCUGGACAGAGAACAAGGAAAAGAAGAAAUUAUGCAGAACCGUAGAUGCAGGGGCAGGGACGGAAUACACUGGACUUCUCGCAAUUUCUCGGCGCCCACCACGCGUUUCGCUACUCGCCGCCGCCGCCGCCACCGCCACCGACAUAUCCUGCGCCGCUGUCUCAGACGUAUUUUCCCGCGUCGUAUACCGCAUAUUCGUCCACUUUCACGUAUUUUGGGCCACCGGAAUAUUACAGAUUCUAGACUGAGAAAACUUUGUUCAAGUUCUUAUAAAACCAGUCUUACAGAUGUCAAACUUUGUUCUGUUUUUUUCAAAGAUAUUUUCACUUUUAUUAUUGUGUCUUUAGUUUGUUGUAAAAUGUAAAAAUUUAUUUUCUUGUAA